Messenger RNA from Mesorhabditis spiculigera, 1647 nucleotides. Lineage: Eukaryota; Metazoa; Nematoda; Chromadorea; Rhabditida; Rhabditidae. The record is from the annotation of a GenBank genome assembly.
AUGGCUCGGCGCUUCAUCCAGGCCGCCAGCAGCCGCUUCAAGCGCUCCAAAAAGAUUGGUACGUGUACGGAUGACGUAGAUUGGAUGAUCCGGGAGGUUGUCGUUGCCCGCUCGGUGCAGAACGUUAAGAGCCCCGACGCUCUCAUCUCGGUCGCGCAGUUCAUGAGGAUGCCGCUCUCCAUCUGGCUGAGCCUCAUGAACCUGCUCAGCCCGCGCGACUUGCUCAACUGGGCACAUGCGCACCCGUUUUUCAAGGACCUCAUCACCAAGUCGCCGAAACGGUGGGCCAGAAUCAAACCGCGCGAGGCAAUGAACUACGAUUUUCAUGGACAUCGCGAGGGAUGGGAGGAGGCGAAGGCGUACAAGCUGACGUGGAGCCGCUUCUGGUGGGAGAACGAACAGAAAUACAUUCUGGCCUACGGAGAUGAAUAUUCCUUCGCACGGGACGAUUUCUACUACAAAGGCUGUGACGAACUCCAUUUUGUUCCGCUCCGCCCGGGUGUUGAUCGCGAGAAAGUGGCCGUCGAGGAUUUCCUUAUCCUAUUCAACAACGCGACCUUUGACCAGGUCGCCAUCGGCCCCAAGUGGGACCUGCCCGACCUCGAGAAGUACAACAACCGCCCAUCCAUCCGUGCCCACGCCGUCAUGUUGACUUGCCCAACUGAAGAGCAUUACGCCCAGAUGCUGAAAUUCGAGCCGCAGUGCGUGGCCCUCGACGUUUCCAACAAGCCAAAAGUUGGCGCACUGCGCUCGGCGGUCAAAACUGUGAUGACCAUGCUUCCGGACUUGCCAAAACUGUGGCUGGUCGUUGGCCGUGAGGUCGCUGAGGUGACCCUGCUCUGCGACGUCCCCUCGCCCACCAUCGUCGCCUAUUUCGAUGUGGUCGGAGAUUAUCGACGAAGCCGAGGCGAUGCUCCACUGGUCAAAAAAUUCGAGCGCACCUUGAAGCCGACGUUGAACACCCUGAUUAAGCAGUGGCAGCGACGUGAGCGUGACAUUGACCACAUUGCACUGAUCUCGCUCCGGUCUUCGGAGAGCGAGCCGGUUGACUGGGCUGAAUGGAAACGCGUCUACCCAGGGAUCUGCGAGCUACCCGGCGAACUCUGUAAGGGAAAGACCGAUCCGUACUGCAUCGACUGGGCUAAUGAAGCGGACGAAUUUUGGCUGAUUCGUCGUGGACCCGCAAGCCACGAGGGCCUGUUGAUCGGUGUGAAGGGUCCGAGUUUCCUGCUCAUCUCCUGCGACUACAACUUCCGCAGAACGCGCACCAAAGAGGCUUCCGGCAAGUUCUUUGAGGCUUCCCAGCAGGCUCAGAAGAACAUCAAGGACGCCUUCGUGGGUGACGAUCCGGAAGUGGAGUCGAACUGGCGCAGCAGACUGCCCAGAAGGAUCAUCACGGAUCGUCUCGCCGCGGUGGAACGCGCUGAGCUCGCGUUCAAGGAAUGGACCAAGAUGGAGCCGCACAACUCGGUGCCGAUCCGCGAACGUGCCAUCGAUCGCUUGCUAUUCAACUCGGUGUACCGCCACUCCUGCGAGACGUCGUUCACGCCGACGUUCGAAUUCGACCCGCCGAAGGACACGCUCCUCGGCCGCUACAUUUGGCGUCGGUCGUUUAUCAUUCAUGAUGACGAAGACGACGCCGAGUUU